Molecule: messenger RNA, 4486 nt
Organism: Ornithorhynchus anatinus (platypus)
Lineage: Eukaryota; Metazoa; Chordata; Mammalia; Monotremata; Ornithorhynchidae
Gene: EIF4ENIF1
Product: eukaryotic translation initiation factor 4E nuclear import factor 1
Exons: 19
Coding region: 181-3147 (988 amino acids)
Biological process (GO): negative regulation of translation
Cellular component (GO): cytoplasm; nucleus
Molecular function (GO): mRNA binding
Source: RefSeq, a predicted model, not a curated record
ACCGCCCUCUCGGCGGGGGCACAACGGGCAGCAAGAGGGCGGCCGUCCUCCUCCCCUCUCGCCCCACCUCUCAUUUCCCCUCCUCGGUCGGCGCAGGAGGGCCGUCUGGCUCAGUGGUCAGCCCCACCCUGGCCCCUGGGGUCAUUGUUGGCAGGUGGGUAGGGUUUAAAAUUGCUGCAAAUGGCCAUGGAGAGGAAAGGUGGUGGGGGAGAAACAGAAAAUGGUGAUGCCUUCCUUGACCUGAAGAGGACUCCAGCAGCCAAAUCCCCCCAUCGUUACACGAAAGAAGAACUCUUGGAUAUUAAAGAACGCCCCCACUCUAAGCAGAGACCUCCAUGUCUUUCUGAAAAAUAUGACAGUGAUGGUGUCUGGGACCCUGAGAAAUGGCAUGCCUCUCUCUACCCAAGUUCGGGGCGAAGUUCUCCAGUGGAAAGCUUCAAAAAAGAUUUGGAUUCAGACCGGACUCCCCUUAUGCGUCGCCUAGUGGAUCCCAGAGAGCGAGUAAAAGAUGAUGAUUUGGAUGUAGUCUUAAGCCCCCAGAGGCGCAGUUUUGGGGGAGGUUGUCAUGUAACAACAACCGUUAGCUCACGACGAUCAGGGAGUCCUUUGGAAAAAGAAAAUGAUGGUGUGCGAAUUAUUGGAGGGCGUAGAAUUGGCAGUGGAAGAAUAAUAUCUGCCCGUAAUUUUGAUAAAGAUCACCGUGGAGAAAAGGACUUGAGAGAUUCCAGAGACAGAGAUCGCGAGAGGGACUACAAGGACAAACGUUUUAGGAGAGAGUUUGGGGAAAGUAAGCGUGUCUUUGGAGAACGUAGAAGAAAUGAUUCCUAUACUGAAGAGGAACCUGAAUGGUUCUCUGCUGGACCGACAAGUCAGUCUGAAACUAUUGAGCUUACAGGAUUUGAUGAUAAAAUACUAGAAGAAGAUCAUAAAGGACGAAAACGAACAAGACGGCGCACAGCAUCCGUGAAGGAAGGAAUAGUAGAAUGCAAUGGUGGAGUGGCAGAAGAGGAUGAAGUGGAGGUCAUUCUUGCUCAGGAGACAGCAGCCGAUCAGGAGGUGCCCAGAGAAGCAGUGCUGCCAGAACAAGCACCUGGAGAAUUCGAUUUCAAUGAGUUCUUUAACCUCGACAAAGUCCCUGGUUUGGCUUCGAUGAUUGAAGACGUUCUGGGAGAAGGUUCAGUCUCUGCCAGCAGGUUCAGUAGGUGGUUCUCCAAUCCUAGUCGAUCCGGAAGCCGGUCCAGUAGUUUAGGAUCAACACCGCAUGAGGAAUUAGAAAGACUAGCAGGUCUGGAGCAAGCUAUUCUCUCCCCAGGCCAGAACUCGGGAAACUACUUUGCUCCUAUACCAUUGGAAGAUCACUCUGAAAACAAAGUGGAUAUUCUAGAAAUGCUACAGAAAGCAAAAGUAGACUUAAAACCUCUCCUCUCAAGUCUCUCCGCCAACAAGGAAAAGCUUAAAGAGAGCUCAGCGCAUUCCGGAGUUGUGCUGUCAGUGGAAGAAGUAGAAGCUGGGCUGAAAGGCCUGAAAGUGGAUCAGCAGGGGAAAAUCUCUACACCUUUCAUGGCAGAGCAUUUGGAGGAGGCGCUAACUGCAGUGGCUAGCUCUAGACAACUCAAAAAAGAUGGUGAUAUGUCUGCAUUUAACAAGCUAGUGAGCAGCAUGAAGGCAAGUGGGACUUUACCUUCACAGCCCAAAGUCAAUCGAAAUCUCGAAAGUCAUUUGAUGUCCCAUCCAGAGAUCCCAAGUCAGCCUCUUCCAAAGAACAUCUUGCAGGAACUUCUAGGUCCACCAGUCACCAGACCUGCUUCAUCUAAUCUUCUUAGUGGCCUAAUGGGGAGUUUGGAACCUACUGCAAAUUUACUAGGCCAAAGAGCAUCCUCUCCCCCCAUCUCACAGGUGUUUCCAACUCGUGCUUCUUCAGCAGACUAUCUUCGACCCCGAAUUCCUUCACCACUUGGCUUUGGACCAAGCUCUCAACAGUUGCUUGGGGAUCCAUUUCAAGGAUUGCGGAAACCAAUGAGCCCUGUUGCUGCACAGCAGAUGAGUCAGUUAGAGUUGCAGCAGGCUGCACUAGAAGGGCUCGCGUUGCCUCAUGAACUAGCAAUGCAGACGACUAAUUUCUACCAGCCUGGCUUUGGCAAAUCCCAGAUUGACAAAAACAGAGAUGGCUUUAAGAACAGACAACAGAGAGUGAUUAAAUCUCCUGCACCUGGACAUCGAGGAAAUUCAGCUUCUCCUGCUCCCAGUGCAUCCAUCACUAGCAUGCUGUCUCCUUCCUUUACCCCUACCUCAGUGAUACGAAAGAUGUAUGAAAGCAAAGAGAAAAGUAAAGAGGAACCAACUCCUGGAAAACCAACAGGUGAUGGGAAAGAUGAAAAUUCAAGGACAAAUGAAGAUCACCUCCUUUCGUCAAGUUCCGUAGUGAACUCGGAUCAAGAUGCUAUCCCCCCCCUAAGUACCAAACUGUCAGCACUUCAGCGCUCGGCAUGUUCCACCCCACUGUCUCAAACCAACCGUUACACCAAAGAGCAAGACUACAGGCCAAAAUCAACUGGUCGGAAGACUCCUACGAUGGCAUCCCCAAUACCAGGGACUCCUUUUCUCCGGCCGGUUCACCAGGUGCCGCUUGUGUCCCACGUUCCAGUCGUUCGCCCUUCCCACCAAUUGCACCCAGGGCUGGUCCAAAGAAUGUUGGCACAGGGAGUGCAUCCACAACAUCUUCCAUCUUUACUGCAGGCUGGCAUGAUUCCUCCUGGGGUGGACUUGUCUCACUUGCAAGGAAUAUCUGGUCCCAUUCUGGGGCAACCAUUUUACCCAUUACCCACUGCUAGCCACCCCCUCUUGAACCCACGCUCUGGUACACCCCUGCAGCUGGCAAUGAUGCAACAACAACUCCAGCGGUCAGUCUUACAUUCUCCAAGCUCCAGCUCCCAGGGAAUGACUGGUGGUGGACAAACCACCUCCCAGAACACGCCUGGUCGUUCUGGACUGCCUCAUGUACACUCGCAGCUCGACCAUCGCUCCAGCCAGCGAAGUGGUUCUCCUGUUGGCCUUGCAAAAUGGUUUGGCUCGGAUGUCUUGCAACAACCUCUCCCUUCUAUGCCCUCCAAAGUUAUCAGCGUAGAUGAACUGGAAUAUCGUCAGUGAACUGGGGGCUCUGGACAUGGGUGGACCUUCUGGGUUUCUUUAGACUAUUUCAGAGGGCAUUUCCAGUUGAGACUUUAAUACUUUUGUUGGGGGGCUUUUAUUUUGGGCACUCUACAAAACUCCUUUUUGAGAACCUCUAGAAAGCACAUGGCAUCUGAUGUUCUCUGCAUCAAAAUUAAGAAUCUGUAAAGGCCACAGUAGUGAAGGCCGAGAAGAUUUAGAUGCAGGUUAACACAGGCUCAAUCAUGGAAAUCCUUUUUUUCUUCUUCCCCUCCCCCCGACCCUCCUGUUUUUUGUAAGAUAUGUGAAUGAAUUGCUGAUGUCUUCAUGAAAAGGUAGCAGCUAAAGGGUUCCUUCUGCAGAAAUAAGUGUAUAGAACCUGGUGUACAGAUUUGUGUAUAAACAAUUUUUUGUAUAUAAAUUAUAGAAUAGCUUUUUUGAACUUAUACAGCUGUACAUAAAAGUAGCUGAAAUAGUUAAACUUUAGAUGUGCCUACAGUUUGGAUUUUUUUUGGUUUUGUUUUGUUGUACAUGUGGGACUUUCUUCUUUAUUUUUGUUCAAAUUAAAGUUGCAUAUGCGAAGUGUGUGGAAAAAAGUUGUUCUGCCUAUUUUUCCUCUUCCUCUAACUCUUAUAACUGCUUCUCGUCUUUCCCACCAUUAGUCUGUUCUGCUCAAGCUUGCCGUAACGGGAAUUGUGCACUCUUUUUCCUUUUUGUGGUGUUAGACCGGGGUACCUUUUUUGAAGGAAGGAGCUUAUGAUAUAUGUUCCUAUAACCACUUUGAGGCUACAACCUGAUUAGCUAUUUGACAUAUUUAGGAAAAGGGUGUGAUUAUUUUGUUCCCUUCGGGUAAGGACAGAUCUUGCAAAAAUAUUUAAAUAUGUUUGUCAGAAUUUGUGAUGGACUACUUGAGGAGCAAUAUGUUCCUUAUUUGUGUUACUCUUCUCUGAAGUACCUCUGGGGAAGAAGUUUAGUGGAAAAGAUUGAGAUGGCACAAUGUUUAAAUCCCAGUACCUUUUGACCACUCCCUCCUACCCAACCUUAACUGAAAGACAUUAAAUGCCAAAAUUGACUGGGACAGGAGAGCAUAGUUGCAUUCUAGCAUUGUCUAAUUUCUUUUGAAUUUGUUUUUACUUAUGACAUCGAGAAUUUGAAUAAUUGCCGUUCCAUCAUGUGCUUGGAUCUUUUAAAUGAUACAUGGUACCUUCCUUUUAAAACUUGUGCAUCCCAUUUGCUUAAACUGAUUUUGUUGCCUUCCCUAUGGCAUAAUUGUUCUUUGUUAGUCUUGUUUCACCUUAUAUUGUGCAGUUUCUAAAAUAAAACAGAGCAUAAACAAGAA